UCAGCUGGAAUUCUGGUGAUUUCUAGGGGUUAGUGUACUUUUUUCCCCAUAAAAUCUUUUUUUGUCAAGCUACACAAAUAUAAAAAAUACCUUUUAAAAGAUGAUAAAAUUAUCUUUCUAACAGUAUAAAACAUUCAUAAAUCUGAUUUAAAGUCAUACCAGAUGCCCCAGUAAUUAGUUAAUCUGGCCACUGUUUAUUAACAGUAUGUGGUUUAUUGCUUUAUUACUCGCCGCGGGCAACAUGUACUUCUUUCAAAUACAAAAGCGGGUCGCGUGGUGCUCAUUAAUAUUCAUAUGAUAUGUACCAGAAGACAGCCGAUUGGACGACCUUCACGUAGGUGUCUCUUAAAUUUGCAUACGACCCCCCAAACCGGAGAAAUAGUUCGGUAAAGUUGACGUGAAAAAUACGCUAAAAUAUACCAUAUUUGUUACAUUAACAUUUAUUUUUAAUAAAUAUAAACCCUAACAAUUAAUUUGAUACCAGAAUCAAGUUUCGGAACCUACUACAAGUAUGCCGCAUUUUCAUUUGAAAUUCAUACUCCCCGCUUCCAAUUUUUUCACUCGGCGGUCUGCCAUGUUGGAAAAUUGAUCAAUUAGGUCAAUGCGGUAAAUCGAUUGAUUCGGCUCGAAAAUCAUGUAAAAAGACCCAUUUCCACCGGUAUUUAUUUGAAUUACAUCUGGAGUCAUGACCGGUCUUGGGCCAUUUUGCCAGUCCGCUGGAAUAUCUGAAACAUCUUUAGAGAAAGGUGAAGCACCACCUUUAGGGUUAGUAACAAAUGGAUUAGUGUUGGAACUUGAAAAAUUUGCUAACGAGAGGGACUGGACUCUUCAGAAAUUACUGGAACUGUUGUCGCAAAUUGACAAAAAUUUUGCAUCAGUGGUAAAUCUGUCGGCAUUGACAAGUAAACUCAGUACUGUUAAAGAUCAGAAGAAAAAACUAACUUCAAAAAAGAAAGUGAAAGGUGUGAAAAAUGUGAAAGAGCUGCUAGCAAAGCAAUUUUGUGCACCAGUCCAAAGAACCAACAAAGAAAUAUGUGGUAUUCCAGAACAAACUGAGCAAGAAAAUGAAACUGAAAUAUGUCAGGAAGAAAUUCAGCCGACCCUUGUUGUAAAAACUGUCCAAAGUCCCCUUUCAAAACUUUCAAAAGAAGUUCAGACAGAAAAUGAGACUGAUGUUAAAGAAGUUAAUCUGCUGACAUACAAAAUUAGAGUACAAGAGCGUAAACUUGUCCAACUUUCAAAUAAAGUGUCAGAAAAGAAAUCUGAAUUAGAAAAUGUUACCAGUGCUAAGGGACACUAUUCUGUGAAAAACGUGAAUAAACGUGAUGAAACGGCAAGGAAGAAUUUACACGCACUAAGAGACGCACAGAGAAAGACAAUUAAACAAGAUAAGAUUAUCAAAAAACAAGAGCAUUAUAAAUUAGAUUUCAUCAACUUUCAACAAGAAUAUGCGGAUCUGAAAGAAAAAGUAGAAACUUUGACUGAAAAAUGCGAGGCAGAGAAGAAAAAGAAAGUUGCACUUCAAAAAACAAACAGUUAUUUACGAGGUGAAGUGAACCAGUUACGCACACAGGCUCUGGAUAGUUGCGAGUGCAGCAGUAUAUUUGAGGAAGAAAUCGAACAGAAUAAAAAGAUCAAACUUCAGCUUGCUGAAAAAGAAGGCACUAUUAUUGAACUUGAGGAGGAAAUUAAUGAAUUACAAAAUUUGAAAAUUCAGACCAAAAAUGAACACGGUUACUUAGAAAAUAUUCGUUUAUGCAUUAUGCAGUUGGCAGGUCUUGAAGUUGCAGUGGAAAAAAUGACGUCAAUUAUUCAGGUUGUUUCAAAGCACAUAUUUGGAAAAGAAUUUACAAAGCAGGAAUUACCAAACGCUACAACAUCACAAACCAUAGUCGAUGAGGGACAUUAUUUAGCGAAGGCUUACAUAGCUGAUAAACUGGAACAGACUACAAACUGGGGACUUGGUCGUGAUGGAACAACAAGAAGAAAAGAAAAAAUUGUUGAUACAGCAAUAACACUUGCCUCCGGUGACAACAUCAGUUUGGGAUUCACUCGUGUAGCGCGAGAAACAGCCGACACCAUUCAAAAGGUCACAGAACAACAUCUAAAUGAAUUGUGCGCAACUAAGCAAAACCCAGAUUAUCUAGUCGAGACUAUUCAAAAACUUGCAUUUACUAUGAGUGAUAGGGCGUCCAAUGAAAAACGUGCAGAUCAGUUACUGGAUGAAUGGCGAGAUACAAUGUUGAGAGAUUACGGGGGAAAUGAAAAUGAUGUUCACCACUUCCAUUGCAUGGCACACGUUCUGCUGGGGUUUCAUAGUUAUAUAACACCAGAUAUAAAAGAUUUUGAACAAACUCUGCAAGAGGAAAGUGGUCCAAUUGGAAGAGAUUCAUUGUCCUACUUCAAUUCAUGGAGCAAGAAGGAGAGCGUUGUGAAUCGUGUUGUCCGCACAACAUCUGACACAUUCGGGCCAGCAGGUGACCAUCUUGGUGUCCGUGACCGAUGGGAUGCAUUUUGUUGUGAAAAUGGCAUAAAGUCCCACAUUGGAAAUUACCGUGAUAACAGAUUUAAUGCUUUAUUCCAGACCUCUGCUGAAGUGUUCUUACAUAGAAAAGACUUCAUACAAGUACUUGCAACUGUGUCCAAACCAAACCUGAAACUGAAAGCAGUCAAAUCUGACCUAGAAUCAAAGGAGGUCUGUGCACUUCUCCAGUGUUUAGGACUGUUCUACCUAAAACUGACUGGCCCUUACUGGAAUCUAGUGACUUGUGGAAAAGUGUCUUACUUUGAAUUAUGGACCCAUAUAGAAGAAAUUGACCAAUUCUUGUCCACUUGUGAAAAAUCACCAGAGCACCUCCUGUUGAAAGAUACACACUGGUCUUCAUCUGACCCACUGGACAUUAGUCGCGUACCAUUCUAUGACCAGCUGGCAGAACAAGUUUUUAUUCUAGAUGAUGAAACACGAGACAUACUUUUCAACGUCAUACCAGUGGUUGCUCGCGCAAUGUUGAAAUGUGUUCACAAACAGCUACACGAUUUCUUCCCUGGUGGGAAAUUCCAUGACAUAUCCCCAAACAUAACAAAAGAAUCAGACUUUGCCCCAGUAACAAAUCUGUCCUGUGAACACCAUUUUGGAGACCUGGACUCUAGCCAGAGAAGACGGCCACAUGCUUCUUAUCACCACCAUUCCACUGUUCAACUGCUAAAAAGAAAUGGUGCGAACAUAAUGAGGUGGAUUUGUGAUAUGGACAGUUCGCAAAAAACAGACCUUCUGACAUCAGCGCGUAAAGGGGGGAAGAUGUUAAGAAAGAAACAUCGUGAACAUGAAAAAAAUGUGCUCACUGAAAUACAUGGAAAUAUGACUCAAGAAAGCAAAGGAAAGAAACGCAAAGCCAACACAGAUGGUAGAAAUGAUAACAAAAAGCAAAAAAAUGAUUUUGAGGUAGUUGAACAGUUGUGUGUCAAUGAGUAUGUUGCUAUAGCCUAUCAGGACAAUUGGUAUCCUGGUGUAGUAGAAAAAGUUGUUGAUGACACUACAAUAGUUGUAAAGUUCAUGGCACCUUGCAGAAAAAAUGGGUACUAUCAAUGGCCAUCCAGGGAUGACCGACAAGUUGUGAAUAAACAGUUUGUGUUGUGCACAAAAUUCAUUCCAGACUGUAUCAGUUCAGGCCGCCAGUGGUAUGUCAAGGAGCAUAAUGAUAUUACUAAUGUGUACAGCAAAUUUCAUACCAUGUUUUUUUAAUUUACUAGUCUGUGAUAUCAUGUUUUAUUGUAAGAUUACAUGUUGGUAUUCAUACUACACCAUUUAUUCUUUAUGUGUACCAGUUUCAAGAUUAUUGUUAAUGUUACUGUACAAGUCUUGAAUGUCUUGAUUUUAUUUCAUAUCGAAAUGUCAUCAUUGUUUCAUAUUGAAAUGUCACACGUUAUCAUGUUUAUUUCAUAUUGAAAUAUUUUUCUUUUAAUAUUAAAAUAAUACAUUUAAUUUCUUCAUUAAAAUGAUAGAUUUAAUUGAAAUAUGCUUUGUUUUACAUUCCUAGUCCUAUACAUGAUGUCUUGUAUGUCUGGUGAAAAAACAGUGAGAAUAUGGUAACAUAUUUGGACUUGGAGUCAAGAUAAAACAAGAAAAUAAGAAAAAAAUCCUAACCAUGUCUUAUUUAAAGUAAAAUAUCAAGGCAACUAUACACCCUAUGCCAA
Molecule: messenger RNA, 4194 nt
Organism: Mercenaria mercenaria
Lineage: Eukaryota; Metazoa; Mollusca; Bivalvia; Venerida; Veneridae
Exons: 2
Coding region: 686-3742 (1018 amino acids)
Molecular function (GO): 3'-5'-RNA exonuclease activity
Source: RefSeq, a predicted model, not a curated record